AUUAUUAUGAACCAUAGAGUCAUGGAAUCUGGGUCUAUGACCAGUUCACUACCUUUGUACCUUGGACGAUCUUUUGUAUGUUAUCGAGAUGUGAAUAAAGCAAUUGAUCAGCAUAGAGAGCUGUUUGGUUUAAAAUUGACUCUAAAAAAGUCAGUGAAACUAGAAAACUCUGACCUCACUGCUGAACAGAUAAAGCAUUUGAAUCAUCGCCUCAAGUAUGGUGUCCUGGAUUACAACUGCACAAUAGAUAAUGGUCGCGUUGGAAGGCCAGGAAAUGAUGAGAGAUGCGACUUGAGUGUGAGUCUACGCAUAAAUUCAGAUGGGACUGAAUUGGUUGUACAAGAUACCCACAUUCAUGAGUUUAACAACAAGAAGGGCUUUGGAAAGGCAGUACCAACUCCAACACCCAAUGUCAUGGCUAUGGCUCCAUUGUCAAGCACGAGAAGCAUUCCCAAAAGUGAUUCCGAAGUUUUGACAGACCUCUCAUCAUCUCUGAACCCAGCUUUACUGGCAGCAUCUCUUGCAGCUGCAGCUGCAGCCGCAGCAGGCCCUAGUGCUCUUAGUCCUCAAGCAUGUGCUUUGUUGAACUUACCUAAUAUGGCAAGAGUAGCGUGCCCUGUUAAAUCAAACCCCGUAACUAACGAUUUCUCUCAGCCCGCACCUUCAGUGAUGUCUUCCACUCCUGCACCUAAAAGUGCUACACUGCAAACUCUUGGCAAAAGCAGCAGCACUCCAAUGAUGUACAUGUCUGUCGCAUCACCACUGCCAGGCCAACUUCUCAUACCAUCUUUCUAUUCAUCCAAAUCUCCAUCUGGUAACAUAACCUUCAAUUCUACUGGCAGUAGAAACUCCCCAAUGAUUAGCAACUCUGCCCGAACUAACCUUAUAAGUAGUAAGCCGCACUUCAUGAGUACCUCAAGUUCUAACGCAAACACUACGGCAAAUGCUCACUUGUUGUUGCAUUCCAACAAUCCUACACUGCCAGGCAGCCGGCCUCCCGGUCAGGAGAAAUUGACCAUGAAGUUCAAGAAGUCACAGUUCUCACCCAAUGAAAUGGUUGUCGUGGGCAGUGCCCGAGACGCAUUGGAGCGACAGGACUACCAGCAAGUGGAUCGAGUGACUCCAAAGACUCACACCAAGAAAACACCAGGCUAUGGUCCAGACACAUGUACGGGUGGUCGCAUCAAAGCUGUAAUAGCACACCUGCUUGAAAAAGUCAACAAUUCCAACAACAGCCUCUCCAUCACCCAAGUCCUCUCGCCUAUUGCUUCAUCUAAGCCAAAGUCUCAGUCACUAUUGCUUCCAAAACAGACGAAACAAUCAAAUAUUCCCACCUCUUCUGCACCUGCCAUUCUCAACGAAAAUCCAGGGACGGUGUUGCUUGCUGGUCGCCUUGUUCCUGCCGGCAUCACGCUCACUCCCGCGUCUAGCUCCGCCCCUGCUGCUAUCCAAACAUCUCAAGUUCCUGGCAAGCAACAAACCGCUGCUCCACCCGCAUCAUAUAACAUCAAACGACUUCAAGAUAAAAUUCGGGCAGAGAAGGCUGAAAAAGCGGCUAUGAAGGUCAAAGCCAAGUCAAAGCAAUUGUCUUAUCUUCACAGCAACAAGCCUCCUCGCUCCGUUGGCAGACCUGUGGGCAGCACAAACUCAGCUCGCGUCUCCACGAAAAUCAGUAAUUAUACCGAUGAGAAAGUUGCAGGGGCACUGAUUAGUAGCAGUAGCAAAGCAGCGCUGAGUGGUACUCAGGUCAACCGCAAGAUGCGCAAGUGCCGUCAACGCCCUGGCCCUGUUGCUGAUGGAAGUUCAGUGAAGCAACAGAGAGCCCAGCUCGACAACCCCGACAAGCUCCUUCCUAUUGACACAGAGCUUGGCGAGAACACAAAGCAACGCCUGGCACAGCGCGCUCUAGUCCAGCUACUGAGAACUGUCACGCGUCUGCCGAUGGUACAGUUCUGCCACGCCAUGGACACCUUCGCUACUCUCAAUGACGCGUUGCGCCUCAAGCAGCGCGUCGAACUCUCACUACGCAGCCCACAAUCCGAAGAUGAUGGAUCGUUCACGCUGCUUGGCUGUAACGUUGAAGAUGAUCUCAGCAUAAGCCAGAAGAGGAGGAGGAUGCUGGAACAAGUGUCAUUUGCAGACUCGGAUCUCAAAGGAGCUGAAGGCCUCGUGCCGUUAGCUGACACAUCCGACGAUGUAGUCGUCUUGGCGUCUUCGGUCGCUAACAAAAUCAACGCACAAAGCGAAGUAAUUGACCUCGUUGAUGAUAACAUUUCGAAACAGAAACUCGGUGUCAACAAGAACUAUGGAGGAGAGAACGGCACUGACAAACGAAAGCACGAUGCCCCUGACGAAAGUUCUGGAAACAAGCGCAGCAAAGAGUCUUAAAUUUAACCUUCUAUGUUAUCAGUCCCACUGGAACGACAUUGAUUUAGCCUUAUUUUUUAAUCCCUUGAUUCUCUGUCAUACUCCCGAUUCAUUUCUUCUAUGCCCUUUAAUAGGAGUGUUGUACAGGAGAAAAGUUAAUUUGCUGAUUUUGAGGACUUCAAUACGCAGUUUUUUUCAAAGCGGGUUUGUUCGAUAGAAAGAUUCCAACUAUGGGGUAUGUACGAUUUGUAAAUUCAAUGAUUACUUCAAAUGUUUCUCUAUUUUUAAUUUUCUUGCUACCCAAAUUACUGAUGAAGUGAUUUUCUAGCUAUUAGUAAAUUCUAAAUGCAUCAGUAACUAAUGUUAAGGUUGGAAGAUUACAAAAUUAUUCAUGGAUUUUCGUGGUUAUAUUUCAAAAUGACUUGUCUCAGCCAAGUUUCACCGUCAUUUUGUAAUGGAGCAAAACUCUAUUUAUGGAUCAUAUUCUGCCAGUGUCGAUAUUACAUCAAGCAUUUAACAUAACAAUGCCACUUGUAAAUAAUCUCGAACGGAACUUGUGAGGGCAUUCAAAAGUGAAGCUUAUGACUAAUCAUGAAAUAUUUAUCAUCCAGAUUUCACUAGUAAUACGUUUAUUGGUACGGUAUUUCUCGUAAUAGGAACGACUUAGAAUUAUUCCUCCGUGUCAACGUUCCAAUGAAUGUAGUGUGUAGCAGUGAUUAUGUUUCAUAUUUCAUCUCGGUAUUGUACUCUUUGUAAUUCUUGAUUUUCCUCGAUGACUAGUUCAUGAGUUAGAAGAAGUAGGGAGAUUUCAGUGUGCACAGUUGAAGCACUGAUUAACUAGAUUCGAGUUUGUCUAUAGAGUUCCAUUUAAUUUACGAUGAUGUCCGCGUUUCGUUUCGUUUGGAUUCUGAUUUAGGAUUUGUCGGCCUUUUGAUGCUUGUAGCUUGCAUUUAUUUGUAUAAGUAUGAAAAAUAAUUCAUGGCUGUUAAAUAACAUUGGCCUUCUGUUCAAGUGCGCGAAUUCGUGCUACCGAGCACGACCUACUUGGGCUGUAACUCUGGUGGUUGAUCACUGAGCUUUAGUAUUAACCAUGCCAACUUUAGGUGCUAGUCGAGUUGCUCUGUGCGAUCGUGAAUAAGAGAAAAUAGAUAAGAUAAAUCAUUCUCUAAAGUUAUACGGCAAAGUUUCCUUCGGCUGCGUUGUACUGAUCCGCAAAUUUUUCGUGGCAUGACGUGCGUGAGACUCCGCACAAAUGAACUUGCCGAAAUAGGACACAGAUUCUUUGGAUGCAUGAUGUAUUACCUGCACCGAUAUUUUUAUAAAAUAUAUAUUUAUUGAUACAGAUGGGAUUUAAGGACAUGAAACUAGAAUCCUUACUCUGAUUGGUCGUUACAUAUUUGUAAACUUAGCAUCACACGUGCGUUCAACAAUGGUUUGAAAUUUUGCCUGAGUUCUGCAAUUCAGGAGGUUAAUGAAUCCUUUUAAUUUAAAUUUCGCACUUAGGAUAUAUUAUCUCGUGGCGCAAUUUUCCUUACAGAUUGUUUUACGUAUUGUAUGGUAUUGUUUCUGCUUAGUUGAAUAUAGGUUGUCGUUUCUAAUCUUAACGUACUGCUCACUGCCAUGCUGUGCUAGCUCGAGAUGAGAAGAAUUCGGACUAAUCCACGGAGCUGUAAUUUACAUUUAACUAUGCUUCCAGUCAUUCCAAGAUUGUGACUUGAUGAUGGAUAGAUAAUAUUUAGAUUUAUGGUAACCUAUUGUUCUAUCGUUGCACAUCCUUGCUGAGGAAUAAUCGUUAAUUCUUAUGCAUAAUAAUGACCUUUUUCAUCUUAGCUCCGAAUUUGGCACCUUACUGUAAACUCGUUAAAAUUUUAACAUUUUCAGUAUGGAGAUUCUCACUAAUUCAUCAAACUUUGAUGUCACCCACGUGGUCAUCAGUCAAGCUUUCGAUUACUUUGAAGGUAAAUGAAUUAAAUUUUAAUCAUAUCGAGCUUCAUGUGGACAUUUUCAUGUGUGCCUUGUUGUCGGAUUGAAGUACUGUAGUAUCGUUAGUUUUAUAUGUAAUGGUCAGUAAGGGAAGGAGAGUUAGUGUUUAUCAGCUUUCACAAGCGGUGCUACCGUGUAUAAAAUUAGGAAAUUAGUGCGAUGUUAGUUAACCUUUACGCGCGCAGUAUUUGUGUCGUUGAAGUUUCAGGAAGGAAAUGUACUCGGUUUAAAUGUCACGCAACUUCAGAAAAUCCCUGUCAAGAGUAAGGAGCUAAAUUAUUUAUAGUUUUCUUAAGGAGUUUUGUGCUUGUUUAAUUAUGGGAAGUCUGAUUUAAGGUGAACUUAAUAUUAAGCCAGUGUAAUGUGUACGGAAUAUUCUUAAUGAUUGUCUAGCCUCAUUUUAACUUAACAUGGAAAGAGCUUCUGGUGUUACAAUCUUGCUUUUGAAAUGCAUAAGCAGUGUUUAUCGAGUUGAUAUGUAUAUUAUUUCUUGUUUUAGGUACACUCGUCUAAUUUUGCCACAUUUUUACCUUCUUUAUUCAAAAUCUGGAGAAGCUAAAAUCGUGUAUUAUAUGCGAACCAUAACAAACUUUAUUAGUCUAAAAUUUUAACAUCUUUGUUACUCGUCGAGGGAUUCUGAUCGUUUUCCUUUCUAUUUUGUAAAAGUUUUUCAUCAUAUUUUACUCCCACUCUCGGCAUGCUGCGUUUCAUGACGACUUCUAUGAGCUCCGCUAGGACGUAUAACAUAACUUACUUUAUAGUUUAUUUUCCUGGAGACACGCUUUUGUAUGUUCAACUGAACCUCAAAUCCAGCAUAACUACAGCUUCGCGUCAGUUUCCUUAUCACUGCAUUUUACGUACUUAAUUUAGUUGUUUUAUUUCAUUGCCAUCACAUCGUGCGUGAGCGCAUGCAUCGGACAUGGCAAUAAUGUGUCAAUGUGUGCCCCAAACAGUGAGCGCUGUAGAGCAAUUAUCUUGGUUAAUUUUUUUAUUUGGUGCAGCAGCUUGCUAAUUCUUGAUCUGUUUAGUAUUCAGAUGUUUCUUUUAUUUUCUUUCAUGCAAAAUUAAAAGCAUCAUCACACGUUGUUUCAGUGAUGAAGUCUCAAUUAUAGGUAUUGCUGGUAUUUUUUUAACCUCGAUAAAGCCGCCUUGUAACCGAUACAUUUUUUCAACUUUGAAUGGUAAUACGUGUGCAUUCAGGUAAUAAAAUUCACUAAUUGUGUA
Messenger RNA from Hyalella azteca, 5574 nucleotides. RefSeq lists its product as uncharacterized. The record is from RefSeq and is a predicted model, not a curated record. Lineage: Eukaryota; Metazoa; Arthropoda; Malacostraca; Amphipoda; Hyalellidae. The transcript has 7 exons. Bases 7 to 2388 code for a protein of 793 amino acids.